AUGAGUACCAACAGUAGAGGUCAGACCAAGAGAGGUACUGAACGAUCACCUGACAACAACAAUCAUAAUACUACGGCAUCUGGAAGUGGCAACAAUACCAGAGGUCUCAACAACAGGACAAAGAGGGGAACCUCAUCAUCAUCAUCUCCACCUUCAUCAACUUCAUCAAUAUCACAGCAACAACAAAGUCAAUGGAGCAUAUCUCCUAACCUGCUGGAACCUCAGCAAGCACUGAGACAACAGACUCCAGCACCAGUCCCAGCUCCAGCCCCAACACAACCUCCUCAACCUCAACCUAAACCUCAACCAGUUCUUCCAGUACUCAUUACAAAGGAGAGUUACAAGGCAUUGAUGCAAAAGUAUCAGUUGGAUGAUGAUGAUGAUAGUCUGGACGAUGAUGACAGUUGCAAUGAAGACAGUGACGAUGACACCAACAAUGAGGAUAGCGUGUUUGAAGCAUACAACAAGACCGCUGCUGGCGUCGCUCUUUCAUCAUCGUCAUCAUCGACAUCCACCAUCCAGCAACGUGAGUCCAAUGUCAAACGUUUGAUUCAAGAGACCAAGCGAGAGAUAUCUUCAUGUCUUGUGUGUCUGGAGCGUGUCAGGACUGCUGAUCCAGUGUGGCAGUGCUCACAAUGCUACUGUCUACUACAUCUACAGUGCUGCCAGAGCUGGGCCAGGGAGCGACUGUUGAUCACAUCAAUGUCAGAGUCAUGCCAACAACGAGGCAUACAACCAUUCUGGUGCUGUCCCAAGUGCAGGAACGAGUACCAUCGCAAGGACACGCCCGAUCACUACAAGUGCUUCUGUGGCAAGUCGACCAACCCGCCAGUCGACCCUUGGAUCACACCUCACAGUUGCGGUGAACUGUGCAAGAAGAAUCUGGCACCUCCAUGUGGACAUAGUUGCACUUUAUUAUGCCAUCCAGGUGCAUGCCCACCGUGUCCACAGACAAUUACUGCGCGCUGUCACUGUGACAAGGAACAGAGAGUCCAGAGAUGUUCAAGCGGUGCAAGGUAUGAGUGUGGCCAGGUGUGCGAUGCAAGGUUGGAAUGUGGACAUCGUUGCGAGUCCAAUUGUCACACUGGCCAACAUCCACCAUGCAAGAAGACGAGCACUGUAGCAUGUCGAUGUGGCGUCACAUCCAAAGAGGCACAGUGCGCGCAGACACGCCACCUCUGCACCAACGUCUGCAACAAGAAGCUAUCAUGUGGACAACAUCAAUGUAAGCGGGUGUGUUGUAAUGGCUGCGAGCCAUGCCCGUUGGAAGCGCCCCGCGCAUGUGGCUGUGGCGCUCAGUCAUUCAAACUGCCAUGCACCAAGCCCACGCCAUCCACUUGCGGCGCCACCUGCAACAAGGUAUUGGCGUGUGGCGAGCAUCGAUGCUACGAGCGAUGUCACACGGACGCAUGUCCUAACUGCAAGAAGGUGACAACCAAGACAUGUCGAUGUGGCGCCAUCUCCAAGGAGGGCCCCUGUCAGAAGGAGCUGACCUGCACGACCAAGUGUAACAACAAUCGCGACUGUGGAAAGCACAAGUGCCGGCGCAAGUGCUGCACCGGCAACUGCCCACCGUGCGAGGAGGAGUGUGGCGAGCGACUGUCGUGCGGCAAUCACAAGUGCAAGUCCAACUGCCACCGGGGCCGUUGUCUGCCCUGUCAAUUCACCGUCAAGCUGUACUGCGCGUGCAAGCUGACCUACAUCGAAGUGCCAUGCGGCACAGAGAAGCGUGCGCCCGUGCCCAAGUGCACCAAACUUUGCCAGGCGCCAACGACCUGCCAUCACUCGGCUCGAAGACAUCAUCGCUGCCACUUUGGACCGUGCCAGCCGUGCAACAAGAAAUGCUCGGCGCCCCUGCCCAACUGCAAGCACAAGUGCCCGGAUCCCUGUCACGAUCCAAUACCAACGGUCAACUACAAGACCAAACCAUUCAUAGAGUAUUCGAGUCAGACGAUACAUGCAUUGAUCAAGGACAAGCCUGUAGUAUUCCCGACCGCGCUGCCAUUGUCCCAGGUGCAAUGCAAGCCAUGUCUGGUGCCACAGGAUCGACUGUGCGUUGGAGAGCAUGGAGCCAAGACAAUGAAGUGUUCAGAAGAUCCAGUGUACAGCUGCGACAAGCAAUGUGGCAACAGAUUGGAGUGUGGCAAUCAUUCGUGCACAAGUCAAUGUCACACAAUCAACAUCAGAAGGAAGCUGCAAUCAAAUGAUGGUCACUCAGUUGUCAUUGUUGAUGAUGAUGAUGUAGAUGGUGAGCACGAGGACACGGACGACAUUGAGGACUCUUGCGAGGUGUGCGAACUACCAUGCCAGAAUGAUCGACCAAAGGGAUGCACUCACAAGUGUGACCUUCCAUGCCACCUCAAUGCAUGUCCAACAUGUACAAAGAGUGUACGCAAGAGCUGUCAUUGUACAUCACUCACUCUGUACAUUCCAUGCAAUGAGUAUGUUAUGCCAGAACAAGUUGGCCGCGACAUCUUCUCGUGUGGCCAGGUGUGUCGCAGAUUCCUCCCAGGUUGCACACACAGCUGUCCAAACAUCUGCCACAAGGGUGCGUGCGCCCCAUGCACCGGCUCACUCAAUGUGUACUGCCAGUGCAAGUUGAUCAAGGAGCGAUGGACAUGCCAGCAAGCACAGCAGCGUCGCAAGGACAAGUCAAUCCACAAUGCCCAGUUUGACAAGUUGCUGGCGUGUGAUGAGAAUUGCAUGGAGGUCAAGAGACAGCAACAGAAGCAGAUGCAGGCAAAUGACGCCGAGUCAGAGACUGCAGAUGGCCAGACAUCCAACGCGUCAUUGACCAAGGAGCAGAAGCGACAGAGAUAUCAACAGAAACAAAUGGAGAUGGCACAAAAGUGGAGAGAGGAGGAGGCCAUGAGGAACAAGCGUUCAAUCCUGGACACAAUCAUUCAGCCCCACGUCAUUGCCAAAGUAUUUGGUGUUAUCAUAUUAACAGCGUUCAUUGUAUUCUUGGUCAUGGCAACAAACAGGACAAAGUAA
Messenger RNA from Acytostelium subglobosum LB1, 2994 nucleotides. RefSeq lists its product as hypothetical. Gene Ontology annotation, cellular component: nucleus. The record is from RefSeq and is a predicted model, not a curated record. Gene Ontology annotation, biological process: regulation of DNA-templated transcription. The transcript has 2 exons. Gene Ontology annotation, molecular function: DNA-binding transcription factor activity, RNA polymerase II-specific; zinc ion binding; RNA polymerase II transcription regulatory region sequence-specific DNA binding. Lineage: Eukaryota; Evosea; Eumycetozoa; Acytosteliales; Acytosteliaceae. Bases 1 to 2994 code for a protein of 997 amino acids.